Messenger RNA from Pichia membranifaciens NRRL Y-2026, 1496 nucleotides. RefSeq lists its product as hypothetical. The record is from RefSeq and is a predicted model, not a curated record. Bases 59 to 1363 code for a protein of 434 amino acids. Lineage: Eukaryota; Fungi; Ascomycota; Pichiomycetes; Pichiales; Pichiaceae. The transcript has a single exon.
UUUGAUUACGACAGACUCUGAAACGCUCAUACUUUCAAGCUAGUUGGCUGUAUCCGACAUGUUAAGACCUACAUUACCUCUUCAGAUGGUAAAAGUUGGCAGUUCUGGUGAUACAGUGCUAGAGAACAUGAAAAGCAAGUUGCUGCAUCUCAGAAAUGAACACCAUGUCACUAAAACGAAGGAGACAAAAUUUGAGCCUUCCAGAGUCAGGUAUAACUCAGAAAUUAGAAAUCACCCACACCCUAAGGAUACGGUGACCGGAAUAUACCAGCAGCCGAAGAUCUUGAAAUCUGCACAUCCUAAUAAUAACAAGGUGCCCAAGUCGAUGCUGCGCCGAAGGGAUGAACUGAACAAAAAGCUUUCAAGUGAACAAGAAUAUCAGGGAAUCCACUGGACCCCCGAAUUUGCUACAUCGAAUUUGAGCAAAACCUCCUUGCAAGCAAAAAGCGAAUUUGAUAACUUGAUCAAGGAUUGGAUAUCGACAAACUGGUUGAAUGUGAACCCGAUCAUCCAGCAAAGGCCAUGUCACAUUCUCAUACAUGAUAAGUUGUUGUACGAAAAUAUAAGCCUUUGUGAGACAAUAUAUAAGCUCAUCAUAGCACGAGUCCCGGAAAUAGCGGAAAACGCACCGUAUGAGACCGUGAAGGUAGCAUGGAACAAUGAAAUGGAUAGAUUGUUACAAGGCAGACAAGAAAAUUUAAGUAAACUCCAGAUUGAAAGGGGUUUGAGGGAAAUCGUAAAGAAUAUAUAUUUACAGUUUGUGAAAGAUUCAAAAACGGCAACACAGAAAGUGAACUCAUUUGUUAAAGAUUCGUUCAUGGUUAGAAAGAUAAUCAGCUCGUUGUACAUCAACGUGAAAUAUGAUGAGAAGAUAUUUGGCAAACUCAGAAACAUUGAGAACUUGAACGAAAGAAACGAUAUUACCAUCAUCAAAGACAAUGAGCUGGGAUUCAUUCCGUCUUUAGACUACAUGAAUCUGUUGAAAAAGAUAAACAACAAGAAGGACAACCCAUUACAGCAUUUGAAUGUCCUGAAAUAUAAAUCUGUGUUCGGUAACAAGAUCAAUGACUUCCAAAAUCUCCAGACUCUGAAGCAUAUGCUAGUUACUAAAAAGUUACAUUGCAACGAAAAGUUCAUCAUAUUGACUGGGGAGAGAGCCAUAUCAUUAGAGUACUUCAGGUUGCUCAAGCUGUUCAAUAAAACAUAUGCCAAUCUGAAGUUGAAAGGAUGUGUAAUAUAUCUCAACCGUUCUCAAGCGUUGAAAAACAAAGACAUUAUCGACAAGAAAAAGUACACAGGUAGGGAAAUGUAUUAUGUUGUUGAAGAGUUCACUGACAUUUAUGAUAUAAUAGAAGUUUUAUGAUUCUUUUUUGGUUUAUUAGAUUGUUGUUUGGUCGUUAUUGCGGCCGUAUUGGUUUUUUAUUUUUUACUCUUUAGAUUUAGCUUCCGUCUCAGCUGUUGAACGGCAAGGUGCCUUUUAUCACGUUUUAUAUCCU